CAUUUUUAUCAUCUUUUGCAUUGAGAAAAAACCUUUCACCCUCACUGCAAUCUGCAUCUUCACCACUCUUCUUUCUUCAUCGUCACUAACCCAGAAAAAUCCACCAAAACCCAGAAAAGCUCAAAACUUGAAGAGCAUACACAUGGCUCAUGAUACACAGAGCAAAAAGCCUUGACACAGAACGACUCUCAGCUUGAUAUCAGCAAGCCCCAAAUGCACUCAGAGUCUCCUUAACCAUCAAAUGAGUUUGAGUUGCUUCAUCUCUUGUUGGGGGGUGAAUGGGUUGCAUGGUGUCUCAGCUAGCUGCGAAAUUCGCCUUCUUUCCACCGUCUCCACCCACUUACCAGCUCAAGAAGCGGGAUGACGGCAAGUUCACGGUGGUGUCGACGGCGUCUCCGUCGGCGCCGAUUCCUCACGCCGAGGACAGCUCCUUGGAUGUUCUGCUGGUUGAUACAAAGCAUGGAAACAAGAUUGUGGCUUUUUAUCUGAGGAACCCUUAUGCACGCCUCACUCUUCUUUACUCUCAUGGCAAUGCUGCUGACCUGGGUCAGCUCUAUGAUCUCUUUGUGCAACUCAAGGUCAAUCUUAGAGUUAAUCUCAUGGGAUAUGACUACUCUGGAUAUGGGGCCUCUACUGGCAAGCCUAGUGAAUCCAGCACAUAUGCUGACAUAGAGGCAAUAUAUGAAUGCCUUGAAACUGAAUAUGGAGUUUGCCAGGAAGACAUAAUCUUGUAUGGGCAAUCAGUUGGAAGUGGACCAACACUGCACUUGGCAGCUAAGUUGCCAAGGUUGAGAGGCGUGGUUCUACACAGUGGCAUUCUUUCUGGUCUUCGAGUGCUCUGUCAUGUGAAGUUCACAUUUUGCUGUGACAUUUAUCAGAACAUCAACAAAAUAAAGAAGGUCAAGUGCCCUGUACUAGUAAUACAUGGUACUGAAGACGAUGUUGUCAAUUGGUUACAUGGAAAUGGACUGUGGAAAAUGGCAAGGGAGUCAUAUGACCCUUUAUGGAUUAAAGGGGGUGGUCACUGCAACUUGGAGCUUUACCCUGAUUACAUACGCCAUCUUUGCAAAUUUAUCCAAGAAAUGGAGAGUAUGACAACUGAAAAGCGCCUAAAAAAGAUUCGGCAAACUGUGAACCUGCGAUCAAAGUCAAGCACUGGUUCCACCUGCAGAUGCUGUAAAAUGAUGUGUUGUAGAUUCAAGUGUCCUGAAUGCUCUAAUUGCAGCUGCAUAAAUUGUUCCUGGUCUCUCAAAUGUCCUGAAUGCUGCUGGAAACCUAGCUGCAUAAAGUGUUGCAACUUGCCCAAGUUCCCAAAUUGUUUUGGAUCAAGCUGCUGCAUAAAGUGUGGCAACUUGCCCAAGUUCCCAAAUUGUUUUGGAUCAAGCUGCUGCACAAAAUGCUCAAGGCCUAGCUGUUGUCCAAAAUGUUCAUUGCCUAGCUGUUACCCCAAGUGUGCAAGACCAACUUGCUGCAUGAAGUGUUUCUGUUGGGAAUGUUGUGUGGGAAAACACAGUGGCAAAGAUGGAAAACAGAAUGGGUAAAUGGUCAUAACAUGCUUGUAUAGAUGGGCCAGUCAUGCUAACACACCCUUGAAUAUUGUGCAGUGGUGUACAAACAGGAGGAAGUAGUGGGUGACAAUUGUAGGAAAGUGAUAUGAGCUUGUGUCCUCUAUUUUUUUUUUUUUUU
This is a messenger RNA of Gastrolobium bilobum, 1686 nucleotides long. RefSeq lists its product as uncharacterized. The record is from RefSeq and is a predicted model, not a curated record. Gene Ontology annotation, molecular function: hydrolase activity. The transcript has 5 exons. Bases 279 to 1541 code for a protein of 420 amino acids. NCBI's taxonomy places the organism in Eukaryota, Viridiplantae, Streptophyta, Magnoliopsida, Fabales, Fabaceae.